Molecule: messenger RNA, 600 nt
Organism: Suillus subalutaceus
Lineage: Eukaryota; Fungi; Basidiomycota; Agaricomycetes; Boletales; Suillaceae
Product: interferon-inducible GTPase-domain-containing protein
Exons: 1
Cellular component (GO): membrane
Molecular function (GO): GTP binding
Source: RefSeq, a predicted model, not a curated record
AAACGUUGGGAGGCAACCGAGGAGCGAGACAAAAUGUCAAAAUCACUAAAUAGGGCAAGGCUCGAUGUUGAAGAAGAAAAAAGAGUAAGAAGAACGGUGGAAGAUCGUCAGCGAGAAUCCGAACGAGCGGCAGCUGAAGCUGCAGAAGCUCUUCGGAGAGCAGAGGAAGCAAGGCUCGCGACAGAGCGUCGGUGGUUUGAAGGAGUUCGCCCCGAGUGCCUUCCGUCAGAGGCGGAUAUUGCUCGGGUGAGGGCCGAGUAUCGUUACAGCCCGGGCUUCUUCCACCUCGCGGUCGUUGGCUCUUCUGGAGGCGGAAAGUCAUCCUUUAUUAAUGCCGUCCGGGGCCUGUCCAACAAUGACCCCAUCGCUGCUCCUGUGGAGGUUGUCGAAACUACCGAUGCGGUCACGAGAUACACUGAUCCACGCCCAGGCUCCCAGAUCUUUUGGUACGACGUUCCCGGUGCGGGCACUCAGAAUGUGCCUGACUGGCAGUACUUCAAUAAUUUAGGCCUCUACAUCUUCGAUUGCAUCAUUGUGCUAAUCGACAAUCGUUUCUUGGACUCCGACCUCGCCAUUCUCCGGGCCUGUGAGCAGUUUCAC